UGAGCGCAGCGUCCCCGGGCGAGCGUCGAGCGAGGCCGCAGCCAUGGAGCCCGCGCAGCAGCCGCCGCCCCAGCCGGCCCCGCCGGGGCCCGCGCCGCCCUCCGCGCCCGCGCCUCCGCCAGGGACCCCCGCGGCCCCGCCCGCGCCCCCGGCCGGCCACCAGGUCGUGCACGUCCGCGGGGACUCGGAGACCGACCUGGAGGCGCUCUUCAACGCCGUCAUGAACCCCAAGACGGCCAACGUGCCGCAGACCGUGCCCAUGCGGCUGCGCAAGCUGCCCGACUCCUUCUUCAAGCCGCCCGAGCCCAAGUCCCACUCGCGACAGGCCAGUACCGAUGCGGGCACUGCAGGAGGUCUGACUCCACAGCACGUCCGUGCUCACUCCUCCCCAGCUUCCCUGCAGCUGGGGGCCGUUUCUCCUGGGACUCUAACCCCCACUGUGGUCUCUGGUCCAGCCGCUACCCCUGCAGCACAGCAUCUCCGGCAGUCUUCCUUUGAGAUCCCUGACGAUGUACCGCUGCCCGCAGGCUGGGAGAUGGCCAAGACAUCGUCUGGUCAGAGAUACUUCUUAAAUCACAUCGACCAGACAACAACAUGGCAGGAUCCCAGGAAGGCCAUGCUCUCCCAGCUGAACGUGCCUACGCCUGCCGGCACAGCGGUGCCCCAGACCCUGAUGAACUCCGCCUCAGGACCUCUUCCUGAUGGAUGGGAGCAAGCCAUGACUCAGGAUGGAGAUGUUUACUACAUAAACCAUAAGAACAAGACCACGUCCUGGCUGGACCCACGGCUCAAUCCUCGUUUUGCCAUGAACCAGAGAAUCACACAGAGUGCUCCAGUGAAGCAGCCGCCACCCUUGGCUCCCCAGAGCCCACAGGGAGGCGUCCUGGGUGGCGGCAACUCCAGCCAGCAGCAGCAGAUGCAACUGCAGCAGCUGCAGAUGGAGAAGGAGAGACUGCGGUUGAAACAGCAAGAGUUGCUGCGGCAGGUGAGGCCACAGGCAAUACGGAAUAUCAAUCCCAGCACAGCAAAUGCUCCAAAAUGUCAGGAAUUAGCUCUCCGAAGCCAGCUGCCCACACUGGAGCAGGACGGAGGAACUCAGAAUGCCGUGUCUUCUCCCGGGAUGUCUCAGGAACUGAGAACAAUGACAACCAAUAGUUCAGACCCCUUUCUCAACAGUGGCACCUAUCACUCUAGAGAUGAGAGCACAGACAGUGGCCUCAGCAUGAGUAGCUACAGUGUCCCUCGGACCCCGGAUGACUUCCUGAACAGUGUUGAUGAAAUGGAUACAGGUGACACUAUCAACCAAAGCACCCUGCCGUCACAGCAGAGUCGUUUCCCAGACUACCUUGAAGCCAUCCCUGGGACGAAUGUGGACCUUGGGACACUGGAAGGAGAUGGGAUGAACAUAGAAGGGGAGGAGCUCAUGCCCAGCCUACAGGAAGCACUGAGUUCCGACAUCCUCAAUGACAUGGAGUCUGUGCUGGCUGCCACCAAGCUAGAUAAAGAAAGCUUUCUCACAUGGUUAUAGAGCUGCCAGGAAGCCACUCCGAGUCUGGGAAGGAUCCACGGAGCCUAAGAUGUGCAUCCCUGAAAUUGAGAUAAGCCGGUGCUCGAGUCUCUGGCUAACACAGGAAACAAAUGAACAAAUGUCCAGCAGGGAUCUUCCAUCCACUGUUCUGCUCUCUGCCCAUUGCUGCUGUUAAUGUUGCUGACCUGUUCACAGCCCGCCCUGAAGAAUCAGAACCACACAAAACAAAACCCCUUUGGUUUCUUUUGCUCUAAUAACUACUGUUCUCUAGGGUUGCUGGGGGAUAUCCUGUUUAGGUGAUGGAUGUUCUUCCUUUUGCCCAGUGGUGUCUUCACACAUCACUUUAACUGAACACUCAGACUGGGAACUGAAAUGCUUCGUGUGAGAGCAUUUGUCAAGAGGUGAUUUCUUCUGCUGCCUUUGGCCCUCUGGUCCAGCAAGCCAAAAACAUGGACGGCAUCUGAUGUCAAGUACUCAGUGCCGAUGGGGAGAUCUCGGAAGAUUGGUGGACUUUUUAUUUCUUCGUUAGUGACACCAUUAGUCACAUGAUGACCUGGAUUUUAUUUUAGAGGCUUAUAAGGCAUGAGACAGUUUCCAUAGAAAUAUUUUAAUUAUUGCCACGUACUCUAGGCUAGGUUUGAGUGGGUAUUUUUGUGGGUGCCGUUGGUCUUCCUUCUUUCCUUUUUUUCAUCCUUUCUUUCUUAGGUGAUUGGUUUUGUUGGAAUGUAGGCAAAUUAGUAAAGUUGUUUAUGGCUAUAGCUUGGGUGGGUAAUACUAUUCUUUGGGGGGGGCAGGAAAUCUGUAUUUCCUGGUUUUUUUCCAUCUUAUUUAAAUCUUGGUUCUCUCAUUUCUACGUAUGUACACACACUUAUAAUGUCUAUGGUAGUCUGAUAGCAGAAUGUAUCUUUUUAAAGGUUUCCCUCCUUUCCAUUUUAUUUUUAAAUGGCAGCCUUGAGCAUACGCAUUUAGAAUACAUGACUAGUAGUUUGUUUCACAAAUAGUUUAAAUUCUUGUCGGCAACCUGUAGGUGUUCAAGGUAGGGCAGUGUUCUAGAAAGGGCUCUUGUGGUGAAGCCUAGAGGAGCUCUCUUGCCCUCUGUAGACUUUGGUGACUGGGAUCGAGGCAAACAAGCGGCCUCACUCCCCUGGGCCAGUUCGCAUUGGGCAGUCCCUGAGCAGGAGUGAGCUUUCGGGGCAGGGCCUGCCUUUGCCUUCGCCUCGGUUUUGGAUGUGAACUCAGGUACUUCAGUUGUCAUUUGUCAUGAUCACAGUGAAGGGCAGAUUGGGUGUCACCUACAAGGUCAUUCUUACAAGGCCUGCUCACACCUUUCUGCUGAAUGGACUCUGGGGGGUGGGGGGAGUGUGUAGAAGGCUGUGAGGUCAUGGGUUGGCUGGUAAAGUGAUCAGACUAGUAAAUGUGUGGGGGUAGUUGAACUUAGCAAAGAGCUAGAGAUGAGUAUGCCUUUAUCUUUACAAGAGAGAUUCCUAGAGUAUGUGUCUUCAGGAGUAAUGAUGGCUUCCAAAGAGUAUUUUUUAAAGGAACAAAGUAAGCAUGAAUUAACUUUUUCAGUAUAAGCUAUGACGUGUAAUAGUUGGUUAUGAAUUGUAGUGGCACCAGCUAGCACCUCUGUCAUUUAAGGGUCUUUGAAUGCUUUUAGAAGAAUCCCUUAUUUUCAAGGGUUUUUAAUGAGCAAACAAACAAACAAGAAAAAAAAAAAAAAAAAGACCAUUCUUUCCCAGGCUAAAGCUGCUGUGGAAAGCCUCAGCUUAGGAAGGUGGGAAUCUGUUGGCGCUUUGAUUUAGUGUAGCACAGGGGUGGAAGUAGUGAAGUUUUAUUCAUAUUCAGUACUUUGAGUGCUCAGAAAAUGCAAUCAGUGUGUCCUACAUGAUGUUUCGUAGUCAGAACCAGUGUGUUAUGCAUGAUUCAUAGUCACUCUUAGCCAUCGACCCUAAGGCUUUUACUAAGAAACUGGCUGAAGAUUCACCCUUGAAUUAGGUCUGGGGAAAUGGCCACCAGGAGGAUUUACUUUAGAACAAACAUGAAAUUCUGUUCUAAUUCAGUAGUGUGUGCUGAGUGUGCACCGGUGAAGGCCUACAAUUUGCCAGGGAGCCGCAGAGUAAGACUGCAUCCUCAGUAUGUCCAGACUGGCGCUGGUGUGCUGGAGGGUGGGAAGGUGGGCCGCUGAGGCUGGCUUUUAUGAACUUCUUUCUCAGCAGUAAAGACUUAGCUCACGUCUUGCUAUCAGUAAAGAAGUUGUUCUUAAACUUUGAGUUGCUUAAGCUCGCCCACGAAGUGGGGUGUGCCAUCUUCUUUCCCUGGAGAUCAUCUGCCUGGUAAUACCUCAGUGUCCAGCAGCCCUCGGUGCCUGACAGCUCUCUGGCCAUACCACACCCAUUGUGCUGACUGCGGGGACCUGAGCACCCUUCCCCUACCGGAAUCACGGCCUCGAUGUCGCCUUUCUUGUUGUGUCCUUGCUGAUGUAAAAGUGUUUAAUGCUUCCUGGCUGUAGUGGGUAGCACGCGGAUAAGAAUUUAACUGGUUAUUCUUGAAUUUCUUUUACAAUAAACCAAUUUUUAUAAUCUUGAAAUGUA
Phodopus roborovskii (desert hamster) is the source of this 4119-nucleotide messenger RNA. RefSeq names its product Yes1 associated transcriptional regulator (gene Yap1). Gene Ontology annotation, molecular function: transcription corepressor activity; protein binding; transcription coactivator activity. Gene Ontology annotation, cellular component: nucleus; cytoplasm. The record is from RefSeq and is a predicted model, not a curated record. Gene Ontology annotation, biological process: hippo signaling; positive regulation of transcription by RNA polymerase II. The coding region runs from base 44 to 1528 and encodes 494 amino acids. The transcript is spliced from 9 exons. Lineage: Eukaryota; Metazoa; Chordata; Mammalia; Rodentia; Cricetidae.